AUGGCGGAAAAAAUUGUUGUGGAUUCCAAUUACUACACUCUAACCCAGGACUGGGAACCCGAAGAUUUUCAGUCAUACCAGGCUAUGAAGGAAGAUGACUAUUGGAGUCCUUCCGAUGAGCAGCAAUUCGAGGCUUUUGAGAUUGGUCAUAUGAUGUUUCUGGUGUUAGACCAUGACCGAGAAAAGCCUCUCCACCACGCUCCCAUCGGCAAAUAUCCUCAGCACAUUCUGGACAUUGGGACUGGUAAAGGAACAUGGGCUAUUGAUAUGGCAGAUACGUAUCCAUCAGCAACUGUCCGUGGCGUCGACAUGUUUCCCCCUCCCGUGACAUGGAUGCCACCUAACUGCGUCUUCGAAGUGGACGAUAUCCUCCGUGACUGGACCUGGAGAGAACCAUUCGACUUUAUCCACAUGCGUCUAAUGCUAGGAUCGUUCACACCUGAGGGAUGGGAUCAACUAUACAAGCAGUGCUACGACGCUCUCACCCCAGGCGGCUGGAUCGAACAGGUCGAAUUAGACGUGCGAGUACACAGCGACGACGGCAGCCUACAAGAAGACAGCACUCUAGCCACAUGGGGAGAUAACUUUAUUGGCUGCUCCGAGCGAGCCGGCCGCUCCCUCCUAACGCAGGAGACGAUGCGAGGCGCAAUGGAGAAGGCUGGUUUUGUCGAUGUGCAAGAAAAGCUAUACAAGAUUCCUCUGGGGCCGUGGCCAAAAGAUAAGGUUCUCAAGGAAGUUGGACAGCUUCAAUACGCCCACUGGCUUGCGGCGUUGGAGGGCUGGGCUAUGUGGUUGCUCACAAAGUUCGGCGCACCCUCUCCUUGGACUAAGGAGGAGGUCCAGGUCUAUUUGUCGAACGUUCGGGCUGAGCUGAGAAAUCCUCGCACACAUGCUUAUGAAUAUUGGUACGUUUCUGAUAGGAGUAUGGGUACCGUGAGAGGUUAUAUUUUGCUGAUCGUGUUUAGUCGCCGAGUCUGGGCUAGGAAGCCUACGGAGGAGGAAAUGGCCAAUGUGGUGAUCAAGACUGAGUCUGGGGUUUGA
Penicillium egyptiacum is the source of this 1041-nucleotide messenger RNA. The record is from the annotation of a GenBank genome assembly. NCBI's taxonomy places the organism in Eukaryota, Fungi, Ascomycota, Eurotiomycetes, Eurotiales, Aspergillaceae.